AUCAACUCCUUGCAUGAAUUCCAUUUUUAUUGCCCAAAAAUGCCUAAAACAGUAGGUGUCACACAUGCUGAUCUCGCCCCAAGUCGUCGAAGCACCGAAUUAGGCAGCAAAACCGGUGUUGCUUUCAUAGUUGUCACCAUCAUAUGUGGUCUCUUCUGCUUCGUACUUUGCCUCAUAGCCGAAGCCACUCGUUCCCAGGAAAAAUGGGUGGAGAGUGAAGAAGAUGGGAAAGACGUGAAAUAUGAAUGCAUAUACAGUGGAAGCGGGAAGAUGGCAUUGUUGUGUUCAGCAGUGGCAUUUGUGGGACUUGCAGUGGUGAUGUUGGUGGAACAUAUGUACAUGUUGAUUGCGGUGAGUAAAUCACCGCCGCCGGUUCUGCUUUCAUGGGAUCCUGAUUCCACUCAGUUCAAGACUCUCACCUGGCAGGCUGGAUUUUUCUUUGUCACCACUUGGCUUUGCUUUGCGGUGGCGGAGAUUUUGUUGUUGAUAGGGCUAAGUGUGGAAUCGGGACAUUUGAAAAACUGGUCGAAACCGAGAGAAAGCUGUCUCAUAAUCAGAGAAGGUUUGUUUUGUGCGGCUGGUGUGUUGACAUUGAUGACUGUUUUCUUGGCGGCUGGCCUCUACUUGACUGCAUUACAUGCCCAAAAGUUGUUCCAACAACAGCAACUUGUUCGCCAACAGGUACUUGAAACCACCGUCCUAUACACAUCGCCACCUGGUUCGCCACCACAUCGGUUGAUAACCAUGGCGAGAGAAGACCCCGUGAUCAGAGAGUUGCCUAACCAACCACCUCCGUUUUCGUUUUCCGGGGGAUUUCAGAAAGCAAUUUGAUGGUUGUAUUUAGAGCAAAGCAAAUUGGGUGCCUGGGGCAAAAGCUGAAGGCACAAACUAGAGCUAUAUUUGCAUUAGAUAUACCAAAAGAAAAAAAAAAUUACUCUUUUGAUUUUUGUAAAUGAUAAUUUUUUAUACAAUGAAAAAAGUAUAUAACUUUAAA
Molecule: messenger RNA, 994 nt
Organism: Gossypium raimondii (Peruvian cotton)
Lineage: Eukaryota; Viridiplantae; Streptophyta; Magnoliopsida; Malvales; Malvaceae
Exons: 3
Coding region: 40-831 (263 amino acids)
Source: RefSeq, a predicted model, not a curated record